Molecule: messenger RNA, 1176 nt
Organism: Penicillium canariense
Lineage: Eukaryota; Fungi; Ascomycota; Eurotiomycetes; Eurotiales; Aspergillaceae
Exons: 1
Coding region: 1-1176 (391 amino acids)
Source: RefSeq, a predicted model, not a curated record
AUGUCCACCCCCUCCUCACCUCCACCAUCAGGAUCAUCAAGGAUCCCAGUACCAAGAAAGAAAAGAUACCCCCUGCCUACCCUAAAGGCAGACAUCCAGAAAGUGGUGGAUGCACGAGGAAGCACCUACACCACGAUCUCAGCACUACUCGUCAUGUGGGAGGCCGAUGAUACCGAUGCAGCGAGCGAUGUUUCAUCAAUGUCAGCAUUACUCACAGACCAGUUUGGUAUUACGCCUACCAUCUGCAAGUUAGGUCGAUCAGAUCGGACACCGGCUUGGACAUUGGCCGGUGAGAUUCACUCUCUACUGCAAAAGAACCACACUCCGACCGCCGCUGAAGCGAAGUCCUUGUUCAUCAUCUACUAUGUUGGACAUGCUACACACAAUAUUUCAAAUGGGCUUGUCUUUUGCUCUAGUGGUGGAAAGGAUCUACCCUGGGAUGCUAUUCACCUUGAACUUUUCGCUAAGGAUGCCAAGCUUCAGCACGUUGACUCUCUCGCCAUUUUGGAUUGCUGCUAUGCAGGUUCGGCGAGAGCGGUAUCCACAAGAUCUAUGCAAAUCUUGGCCGCCGCAGGUCCUACUGAACAAGCCCGAUCCCGAACUUCGGGCGCAUCCUUCACCGCUCGUUUUGGGGGAGCGGUACGCUCGCUCAAGGCGCAGGGUAUGCAUAUUAUCACCAUAGCGGCAAUCUGGGCAGAAGUUGAACGACAGAAGCCAAAUCCGAACACUCCAACAUCGCAACUAUCUGUCUUAGGUGGGUCAUACCCAAUCUCCCUGCCCUUCAAGAAGGGUAGGGUAAUGUCACCUACUAGCCGCAUCCCAAUCGCCGCAAGAAGCAAUAUACGCGACAGGCAUAUCCUGGUUAGCCUAACCCUUGAUGGCCGCCAUAAAGACGCGACAAAAGAGUUCACUGACGCUAUUCAAAAACUCCCUGGCCGCCUCAAGAUAACUCUUGUCGAUGCUUAUGAGACGGAUGCAUCUGCUCUUAUCCUAGCUAGAAUGAGCUUAGAGGUCUGGGCAACCUUUUCCCAUCACGUUGACUUUGAUUUUGUGGGUAUUAUUAUUGGCCCAUCUCUUGUCCACGGCGUGGAUACCCUGCAGCCUGUCAAUAAGACUGGUGAAAACAUCCCACCAGGACCGCAUGUCCCUGUACCGCCUGGAAAGCCUUUCCGCUGA